Molecule: messenger RNA, 6132 nt
Organism: Ruditapes philippinarum (Manila clam)
Lineage: Eukaryota; Metazoa; Mollusca; Bivalvia; Venerida; Veneridae
Product: MYND-type zinc finger-containing chromatin reader ZMYND8-like
Exons: 23
Coding region: 373-5118 (1581 amino acids)
Biological process (GO): regulation of DNA-templated transcription
Molecular function (GO): protein binding
Source: RefSeq, a predicted model, not a curated record
UCUAUCUAUCUAUCUCUGGAUACUGCCAACCCCUCUUACGAGUAUUAAAGGCAGGAAUUUAGUGCACGUCGGAUUGUUAGUAAAAGGUGAAAAGAAAAGCUAAAAAAGAAAAGUCCAAACAUUGACAUGCUUGGAAGACAGCCGACCAAUCACAACGAUGUAACCAUGACAUUAAAGUCACAUGAUCUGCAUCAGCCGAAUGUGCCUCUUUUGAUAAACAGAGGCCUUGCUCAUUCAACCCUGGUGUUCUAAAAAUAGAUUUGUGUAUACAUGUGGUAGAGUGGUGAAUUACAAAUGGCAGCAUACACAUGUGAAGAAAUUUGAAGAAUUUGGCAUCAGAUACACAGUUAUAGAAGAGUUGAAGAUUAAAGAAUGAAAGGCAGUAACCGUGGAAACAUGAAAGAGGAGACUGGUUCUGCUGUCAAGCCUCGUAUUGGUACCAGAAGUACAGGUCAGGCAAGCAUUAGCUCGUCAAGGAGUCUUAGGGCCAUGAAGUCAGGCAAUUCAAGUGCAAGCCCCAACAUGAUCUCGCCAAGACGUUUGCGGUCAUUAAGUCCAGGCACAAAAGAUGUGAAGUUGAGACCAAAGAGAGCUAAAGUGGAAAAAGACCAAGACACUCCAAAAGCUCCAAAGUCUGCUGAAUCCACACUGAAACAAACAAACUUACCUAACCCAGAACCUAGUGAACAGAGCUUACAAAGUGUACCACUUAGCCAGACCACACCUAAAGGAGCAGGAAUACGCACACGGCUCUCUACGGGAAGUAUUCAGAUGAACGGCACCAUGACGAUCUCAGCUGCAAAGGAAAAAGCAGAAAUGGAUCAGAUUAUUAAGCAAAUUACUAAAAAUGACCCAGUGUCAGCAACGAAAACUCCACCAUCUGGUGUUAGAAAGAGACCAACAGCAAUCACACCAAAUGAAAUAUUACCAGGUGACCACCCCCCACCAAAAAAGAGAAAAAUCGGCAGAAAUGAUGGGAGUGGCGAGGACAAUUGUAAUGACUAUUUCUGUUGGCUUUGUCAUAAAGAGGGGAUGCUGGUCUGCUGUGAAUUGUGUCCUAGGGUAUACCACACCAGGUGCCUUGGCUUGAGUGCUGAGCUCCCUCAGGAUUGGGUCUGCCCUGAAUGUGAGAAAAUAAUGAGGGCAGAAUGUGUUGACACGAGGUCAAAAGCCAUGGAGAUGUUGACUAUAGAACAACUUUGUACUCUUCUUAAAUAUGCCCUCGAAAGAAUGAAACAUGCAGGGAGUGAACCUUUCCAGAAGCCAGUAGACAUAAGUGCCGUUCCAAAUUAUUCAGACUAUAUCUUUCACCCGAUGGACCUUACUACUCUUGAGAGGAACAUCAAGAAGAAGAUGUAUGGUUGUACAGAGGCCUUGCUUGCCGACGCCAAAUGGAUCCUUCAUAAUUGUAUCAUAUAUAAUGGAGCUCACCAUAAAUUAACCAACAGUGCUAAGAUGAUCAUCAAAAUAUGUAAACAUGAAAUGAAUGAAAUUGAGCUGUGUCCAGAUUGCUACCUCAACUCAUGUGUUCGUAAAGAUGAUGAAUGGUUCUCUGAUACUUGUAGAGUGCCUCAUACUUUGGUGUGGGCUAAGUUAAAAGGGUAUCCAUUUUGGCCUUCAAAGGCGCUCAGAGAAGUUGAUGGACAGGUUGAUGUGCGAUUCUUUGGAGCACAUGACAGGUCUUGGGUUCCUGUAUCUCAGUGUUUCUUGUUGUCUAAAAACAUACCUACCUCCUUACAGAAAGGAAAGAAAAACAAUGGUCUAGAUAUGGCUAUUGAGGAGCUUAACCUUCAUGUUAAGAAACUGCGAGAGAAAUUUGGUGGUUUUCAAUAUGCCCCAUUUAGAACACCAUAUGACAAAAGUGACAGUUACAAACCAAUUACGCUGAAACCAGAACUUCCCUCCAAACCAAACAACUCUCUCAGGUUAUCACAAAGUAAAGAAUCUAAGACUGGAAAUAGUUCUUCCUUUUCUGGUAGUAAACCAAACAUUCUGCGAAAAUCUGUUGCUAAAAUAAGAAACAAAUAUAAUGCCAUGGUGAGUUUGAAAAAACUAGAGUUGAGCCCAGAAAAGGGGAAAAAGAUACCAGUUGUAGAUGGAAAAUGUGGUGUAGUGGAAGCUAAUGAUGAUGAAGAACAUGUUGUACAGGUUGAACAUGAUAUUACUGAUAAAUCUGAUGAAUCUAGAAAUAAGGAUAAAAUAGAAUCUGGUGUAAAUAAAGGUAUUCAACAAGACUCAUCUGAAUUAGAGAAAUAUUUGACAGGAAAUGUAACAGUUGAAGAUAAAGCUACUGGAAAGGGUAUUAAAAAAUCAUUUGUAAGUUCUAAUUUAAUAGAGCAGAUUGAAAAUAAACUGAAAGGUCUUGUUGAAGAGCCAGUGAAAGAAGGUGAGGUUACAGAUAAAGAAUUAAAAAACUUGACAGAUGAAAAGUCUAAAACAGUGGAUGAUUCAAUGCCACCAAAAGAACAUGUGGCUAAUGCUGAUGAAGUAAGUAAACUCAUUAGUAAUGAAAGUAGUCCAGAAAAAAGUGACAGUAAUGUUAAUCAAAUAAUAGGUGAAAAUAAAUUAGAAGGUCAAUCACUAGACUCUGUUUCUGAAGUUGUUAAGGAAAACUUGCCACAAAAGAUGGUUGAUAAUGCAGGUUCAGAUAACCAAUUGGAAAGUAAACAGACAGAUGUUGUUAGUAAAGAAAUUGAUGUUCCAAAGGUAGAAACUAGUAAAACUGAGACUGAAUCAAAAGAUUCAUAUAGAAAGAAAUUAGAUACUAUGAUAAAAUCAUGUAAAGAAAAAUUAGGUAUGGAUAAUGAAAAAGUAGAGGAUAUUGACAGUGUAAUAAGUGAAAAUGAUGAAGAUGAUGAAGAAGAUAGUACUGAUGAUGACGAAAAUGAGGACACAGUGGAAAGUGAUGAUAAUUCUGAAGAAAGUGAAUCUGAAGAUACACCUGAGGAAAGCAAGGAUAACUCUGAAAUGGAUUUGGCAAAUACAGAUGUAGCAAAACUUACUGACUUAAAGAAAGUUAAUGAACAAGACAAGAAUGGAAUAUCAUUGAAUGAAAAAUGUGGAAAGGAUGGUGAAAAUGAGGGAAAACUUAACGAUGAUUCAUCUAAAAUAACUCUUGAAAAACAUUCUGGUGCUCCUGAUUCAAAUGAACAAAAUAAAGAGCCAAAAUCUACCAAUAUGCCAGGAGAUAAAAGUGAACUUGAUCAUCAAAAAGACAAAAAUUUGCCCGUUGAGAUAUCAAAAGCAAGUGAUACAAAUACUGAGAAAAGUGAUAAUUCUGAAAGAAAGUCCUCCAAAGUGGCUGAUUUAACUAGUUCUGUUUUGCAAGAAAGUGCUGAGAAUUCAAACUCUUUAAAAGGAAAAGAUGUGUCCAAAAAUGAAGGUAAAGGUAAAUCAAUGGACAUAGAUGGAAAAACCCUGGAUCCAUGUUCUGGUGAAUUUAUAGACAAAAUUUGUGAUGAAGAUUCAGACACUGAGCGGCUGGUUAUAGAUUUGGAAGAUGGAGGAAAUGACAAAAAGUCAAAGAAAAUUGAGGGGAAAAGUAAAAUGUCUCAUAUUGACCCUAUCCCUAAUGUUCUAGAUAUAGAAAAGGAGUUAACAAAACCAAAGAAAGUUUGUGUCGAAGACAAAAUAGUGGAAAUUGACACUGCACCCAAACGUAGAAUAAACACUUCUGAACCAAAUGCUAGUACAGAUAAAGACAUUGUACCAUCUGUUAAAUCUGUAGAAAAAGAAAAUUCAAGCAAAGUAUUGGACAAGACACAGUCUAGUGAUUUGAAUAAUAGAAGAAGGAAGUCUAGUUCACCAUUAAACAAAGCACAAUCUACUGAAUCAGUUAACAAGGCACAAUCAAUAUCACCAAUAAACAAGGCACAGUCUAAAGAGCUUGAUGAUAAAGAUGUCGAACUUAUGGAUAUAGAAGAUGAUGAUGAAGUUCAUGAAGACUUUAGUUCAGGUACAAUGGAUAUGGAAUCGGGCUUACCGUCAACCUUGGAGUCUAGUUUACCAUAUAAGAACUUCGCAAAACCUCCAGAUGUAGACAAUAUUGAUGAAGUUCCCUCAAGCAGCAAGAUUGCAGAGAAAUUUUCUAAGAAGUUAUUGGAAAAGAUACAGGAGACCGUAGAUGAAAUGUGUUCCGAGGUUAUAAAAGAAAAAAGUGAUGCGAAAUCUGUAGAAUCAAUGAACCAAAAACUGAAACAGGCGAGGUGGAACUACUUUGCCGAGUUGAAUGAGCUGAAACAUAACUUCCAGCUUACAAUGUUUGAGAUGAAGUCGGGCUGGGAUUCAGAGAAAGAUCAGAUUGUUAAAGCUCUAACUACAAAACUUCAGACAGAGAAAGAACUUGCCAUUAAGGAAGCAAAGAAAAAACAAUGGUGUGCUCAAUGUGGAAAAGAGGCUAUAUUUUACUGCUGUUGGAAUACUAGUUACUGUGAUUACCCGUGCCAACAAAACCACUGGCCUCAACACAUGCAUACCUGUCUACAAACAAAUAAAGAUAAAACAUCAGCUGUGAACACAACUAGUUCAGUAAAUGCAGGUCAAAAGGGUCAAGGUUCAAAUGUUACUCCAUCAUCAGCCAGUGCUCCUGUGUCAGCAACAACAAAUGUAGGGCCUCUUACCUCAGUCAGUGGUGCUAAUCCACCUGCAGAACCAGAUCAUUUGAGACGACUUCAGGAUAAUCUUACGAUGGCGUUACAGCGUGAAGAAGAAAAGCGGGGUGAAGGUCGGCCAGGGGUUAGUCCGAAGUUUAACCCACCAAUGUCGUCUCCGCUCAUGCAAAACAUAAGACAGCCGGGAUCAGCACCUGGAAAUAUGAUGUUCAACAUGCAACAACAGAUGCAGCCAAAUAUGUUACAACAAUUACAACGAAAUAGAUUCCCAAGUCAACAACAGAUGGCGAUGCAAGUACAGCAACGUUCAAAUCUGCCUGUGUCACAGCAGCAACAACAAGGUAACCCACGCAUGAUGUUCUCACAGCCGCUCAUACAACAGACAAUAUACCCACUUCAAGUUCAGCCUCAACAACAGAUCGCCCAACAACAACUUGGAGGGACAAUUUUGUUUCAAAAUGCACAACCAAAUUUAAUGACUUACGGAAUGCCUCCACGUCCGUACUGACUUUGAAAAAGAAAUUGUACGGGACCAAGUGAACUUUUUAAGUAAGAAAUGUUAAGUGCUACUAAAAUAUGGCAUUAUGAAAUAGUCCUGGUUUGGUUUUGACGAAAGGAAUUAUAAUUCUAAUAUCCAGAAAUGUCACCGAGUUCAGAACUUUGCAAAUGUGACAUUACAGCCUGUCCAGGGAAUCGAUACAGUCAAGGUCUCGGAGAUCAAAAAUAUGGAUAAUAUUUAGUUAGAAUUGUAGUUGUAUUCUGUUGUUUUCAUUUGCAGAUUUUCUAAGAAUUUUUUGUGUCCCAUGAAAUAAUAAUGAGUAUGAAAAAUGUUCAAAUCAAAGAUAUGCAUAUGAAUUUUUUUUUUAAUUCAAUGAAUUUUGGGAAGCAGUUGAUAGAAUAAAUAAAUGGCUAAUUUUAUUUAGGAAAUAGUUCAUACUUCUAUGUGAUCUCAUUAGUCAAAUGCAUUAGGAAUGAUUAUUGGUCAGACACUGUUUGAGCCGCGUCAUGACAAAACCAACAUAAUGGGUUUGCGACCAGCAUGGAUCCAGACCAGCCUGCGCAUCCGCGCAGUCUGAUCAGGAUCCAUGCUGUUCGCUUACAAACCCUAUAACAAGUAGACACUGAUAGCGAACAGUAUGGAUCCUGAUCAGACUGUGCGGAUGCGCAGGCUGGUCUUGAUCCAUGCUGGUCGCAAACCCAUUAUGUUGGUUUUGUCGUGACGCGGCUCAUUUUGUUUUUCAUAACUCAUUGUAGUUUUAGCUCACCUGAGCACAAAGUGCUAUGCUGGGAGUUAGCUUUUGUGAUGUCAAUGUGCCUGUCAUUUGUUGUUGUCUAUAAAUUAAACCACUACAUAGAUUUUGACCAAGUUUCACAGAAAUGAUCUAUAGAUGGGCCUCUACAAAAGUCUUAUAAAUCAUAUCCCUGGAGUCAAAUUGACACUACCCUGGGGGUCACUUAGUUUAUAAAGACUUGUACGGAAAAAAGCAAUGCCCAGAGAUUUGAUAUUUGGCAAACUACAUUG